Molecule: messenger RNA, 2725 nt
Organism: Siniperca chuatsi (mandarin fish)
Lineage: Eukaryota; Metazoa; Chordata; Actinopteri; Centrarchiformes; Sinipercidae
Product: hsFATP2a_ACSVL_like domain-containing protein
Exons: 10
Coding region: 68-1930 (620 amino acids)
Molecular function (GO): long-chain fatty acid transmembrane transporter activity; long-chain fatty acid-CoA ligase activity
Source: RefSeq, a predicted model, not a curated record
UGUCACAAAUAUAGAGCUGCGUUAUUCCUACCUCCUCUGGCUCUCACUGACAGAUGCCGCUAGCAAAAUGUACAUGUGGUUCACUGUUUUAGCCGGACUGGCUAUUCUGUCCCUCUCAUUCCUCAAGACACUUUUCCCUUACUUAGGAGACGACUGCGUGUACAUCCUGAGGAGCAUAAAACUCGGCCUCAGGCUCACCAAAUACAAGAUAAUCAAACCUUUUUACAGCAUCUUGGACUGCUUCUUAGAUGCGGCGAAGAGGCACCCCAAUAAGACAUUUCUGCACUUUGAGGGUCGAGAAUAUUCUUAUGGCGAAGUAGAUAAACAGAGCAACAAGGUGGCCAGAGCUCUGCAGGCUGAAGCCCGGCUGAAGGAGGGGGACGCGGUCGCCCUGUUCCUGCCCAACGAGCCCAGUUUCGUGUGGACUUGGCUCGGUUUGGCCAAGCUGGGCUGUCCUGCUGCUCUGCUCAACUUUAACAUCAGAGCCAAGUCUCUGUUGCACUGUUUCUCCUGCUGCGGGGCCAAAGUGAUCAUCGCCUCUCCGGAGCUGCAGGACGCUGUGGAGGAGGUUUUACCAACGCUGAGAGAGCAGGGUAUCAGUGUGUACCUCCUGUCAGAGUCCUGCAGCAUCCAGGGCAUCAACACUUUGUCUGACAAGGUCUCUCAGGCUUCAGAUCAGCCGCUGUCCCGGGACCUCAGAGCUAACGUCAACAUCAGGAGCACUGCUCUGUACAUCUACACGUCAGGCACCACAGGUUUGCCUAAAGCAGCCGUUGUCACCCAUGAGAGGGUUUGGGCCUCCUCCUUCAUCCAGGAGAUAAAUGGAGUCACAUCAGAGGACAUCUUCUACAUCAAUCUGCCUCUCUAUCACAGUUCAGGCUUCCUCAUCGGGUUGGUCGGAGCCAUCGAGAGAGGUAUAACCAUUUUUCUGAGGAGAAAGUUCUCUGCCUCUCAGUUCUGGGACGACUGCAGGAAGUAUAAUGUGACAGUGAUGCAGUACAUUGGUGAAACAAUGCGCUACCUCUGCAACACGCCCAAGAAAGACAAUGAGAAGAACCACAGGGUGAGGAUCGCCAUCGGAAAUGGAGUCCGAGCAGACAUUUGGACAGAGUUUCUGAAUCGCUUCGGGGACAUUAAAGUCAAAGAAUUGUACGCCGCCACAGAGGGAAACAUUGGCUUCAUCAAUUACACAUCCAAGAUCGGUGCAGUGGGGCGAGUCAAUUUUGUCCACAGGUUUUUCUUCCCCUAUACUUUGAUCAAGUUUGACAUUGAGAAGGAGGAGCCUGUCAGGAACUCUGAGGGUCUGUGCAUUGAGGCAGCCAAAGGUGAGACGGGACUUUUGGUGGGAAGGAUUACUCAGAGGUCUCCCUUUGUUGGGUACGCUGGCAACCAUCAACAGACUGAGAAGAAGAGGCUUUGUAACGUGUUGAAAAAAGGCGACCUGUACUUCAACACUGGAGAUUUGCUUUGUUUUGAUCACAACAACUUUGUGUACUUUCAGGAUCGAGUUGGUGACACUUUCAGAUGGAAAGGAGAGAACGUUGCCACGUCGGAGGUUGCCGACAUUCUCACAGUGGCUCAUUGCAUUCUGGAGGCAAAUGUCUAUGGUGUUAAAGUUGAAGGUCAUGAGGGGCGGAUCGGCAUGGCAGCUGUGAUUUUGAAUGAAGGAGAAGAUUUUGACUGUUCGGACAUCUACAAGCAGGUCGUAAACUACCUCCCAGCUUACGCAAGACCCCGAUUCAUCAGGAUUCAGCCCUGCCUGGAGAUGACGGGGACAUUCAAGAUGAAGAAAGUGAAGUUGGUGGAGGAGGGAUUCAACCCAUCUCACAUUGAAGAUCCUUUAUACUUUUUAGAUCCUGAGAAAAAGACUUAUGUUCCCCUGACUGAGGAGAUCUACAGAGCAAUUGCUUCUAGGGAAAUAAAACUCUAACACAGAAACUUAAAAGUAGCCAGUGUUGAACCAGACGACACGUUUGUAGCAGCUCCUUCAUGGACCUUUUAACAGUCAACUAAACUCAGGGACAGACUGACUUUGAAACAUUAUAUGUUUAACCACUUUUUUAAUUAACACAACUGCUGUGCAUCUCUAUAGUUCUUUUAAAUGUAUGCCAUAAUGCUGACAGUAUGUGAUAAACAGGUAUGUCUUACUACCACUGUUGCACUUCUAACAAUUAAACUCUGGUUAUCUGGUGACCCUCUUAAUUUGUGAUUGGCCAGAUAAAUUGUAGCAUUAAAAACUUUAUUUUAAAAUUAAAUUGACUUUUAUCUAGAGCUUUUUUUUGCAUUAGUCUUUAUGUACAUAUGUACCGUCUGCUGGGUUUAUCAGUGAACCUUUGCACAGAUGUUAAGUACAGCCAGUCUUAUCAGCUUGUGUGCACUAAUAGCACAUACUGUUAAACUACAGCUUAAGCAUGUACUGAAGUGAGGGAAUGGGAUGUGCUCUUGUAACCGCAACUUUCUGACUGGUGGGGUGAAUGACACAACACAACCUUUGACAUAAAAUGAUACUCAGACUUUGUCACAAGUUUAGUCACAUGGCAAAAAUUUCAAAACCAGGGAAUCAGCUGGUUUAAGAAAACCAAGUAAGAGAAAGUAGACAUUUUGUUAUUUCACAUGUUUGACUUCACUGUGCAGAAUGAUUUAUGUACAGGUUCACUUUCAAUCAGCUGUCAAAGUUUCUCUGUGCUAAUCUUAAAUCUCAAUUAAACCUGUGUGCGCACGAGCA